Messenger RNA from Trametes versicolor FP-101664 SS1, 2265 nucleotides. RefSeq lists its product as uncharacterized. The record is from RefSeq and is a predicted model, not a curated record. The coding region runs from base 1 to 2265 and encodes 754 amino acids. Gene Ontology annotation, molecular function: zinc ion binding; nucleic acid binding; aspartic-type endopeptidase activity. Gene Ontology annotation, biological process: proteolysis. The transcript has a single exon. NCBI's taxonomy places the organism in Eukaryota, Fungi, Basidiomycota, Agaricomycetes, Polyporales, Polyporaceae.
AUGAGCCAGCCGCCAAUGCGACCCUCACUACCACCACUUCAGUCAGGAACCCAAGGAUGCUUCGGAUGUGGUCAGCCAGGCCAUGUCAUGAACAACUGCCCUGAGAUCCAGAAAUACAUCUCAAAGGGCCAGGUUCUGAAAGACUAUCGAGGGCGUAUCACGGACAAGGAUGGUCGAGUCAUCAGACGGCAGGAGGGCGAGAACAUCGUCCAGGCAAUUGAACGCACCCUUCCCAAGGUGAACUUCAUAGCCUAUGAUGGACCAGCACAGGAUGUGGACAAUGAAGACGAGGAUCCGGAGCAGGCCGACGUCAUGGUCUAUCCAGUGGAGAGAGCCCAACGCAUCACCAGGCCUUACCGCAAGGAGACCUUUGACGGCGUAGGCGUCCCCUCAAAAGGAAAGGAGAACCCGAAGGAUAAGCCGAAGAAGACGGAGACUUCGCAGAAGGCCACUGCUGUGCAUCGCCUUCCCAUGCAACGUCUGGUGCCAGUUGAGACUCAGCCUAUGGCAUUCAACCCUGAUAAUGAUGUGGACAUGAUUGACAACCGCACUCUGACUCAGCGGAAGAAGCCAGCCCCUACGGAGCCAGCCACCAUGGACAAACCUCGUUGGGCCCCGCGUGCAUCGGAUGUCAGCAAGACGGUUGACCCUGUCAAGAUUGCAGAGAAGCUUCUAGAUCUACCUGUGACCCUUCCAGUCCGGGAGAUUGCAGGAUGCUCUCGUGAGGUCGCCAGCAGCCUGAUUGACAUGCUCAAGCUCAAGAAGGUUGACACAGUCCCGGUUGCAUCAAUCCUCCCAACGACAAACCUGAUCACGUCACGCACCGGUUCCCUGAUCCGCCUUCAAAUGGAGUGCAACUUCAUGCCAGUCACGUUCAUUGUCGACACGGGGUCUCAGCUCAACAUUAUCAGCGAGGCAGUCUGCAAGAACAUAGUCCGUAGGCCAAUCAACUUGGGUGCAGCCAUAGCAAUGAAGGAUGCCAACGGAGGAACUGGUCACCUUUUGGGGCUAGUUGAGAACAUUCCUCUGAAGCUCGGCCACAUCAGCACGCCAAUCAAUGCCUUCAUUGCAGAGAACCCUCCGUUUGAUGGUCUACUCGGACGACCUUGGCAGCAGGCUCACAAGAUCUCAAUCGUCGAGAAGCCUGAUGGCACGUAUCUGGAGUUCCCGCCGACCUCAGGAUAUCCCAAGUCAGAGAUGCUUGUUGACCCACUCCCCAGUAUGCCGUCGAUGCCAGCAUCAGAAGUCCCAGGAGUCUACGCCACCAUCAAGGAGUGGACAGCCGAUGACAUUGUAGGACCCAUCCAGGACAUCGACCUUGCAUCAGACAGCAGUGCCUCUGACACCUCAGACAGUUCAGACGACCUACCCGACUUGGUCACUAACUCAGAGAGCAGCUCGGAUGAUGACGAGUCCAUCAGAACCCCGUCAAAUGACUCUGAUGAUGAGGAUAGUCCAUUCCUCAAUCCUGACACCGACGAUGCCCGCUACGAUGCAGACGAUGAGGACAUGGAGAGGUCAUGGCACACCCGGAUCCUUCCACCACGAGAAGACAUUAUGGUUCCACUAGCUGGACAGCUGAACACGGUCAUAACACAACCACCGAGCAUGAGAGAAGCACCUCAGACGCCACAGUUCAGUCGCAUCUCACAGACCGGACCGACCACAGUUGCUGCGCACCACUCGUUUAUGUUCCAUGACACCACACAAGAGGAGUUCACCACAUUCCUCCUUCCCAACGCCUCUCUUAGCAACCAAUUUGGAAGCUACCAUGGACAUGUGCUUAUCAGCAUACUGCCAUCCCAGCCAGUACAGCCAAGGGUACCUGUAAACUCGAUCACGAUUGGAAGUGUAGUCCCGAUGGGCCGUCAUCACAUGCAUUAUCUGCCACAGCCUCCACCGCUCAUCAUCCUACGGAUUACCAUUGGUCACUUGGAGAUACCGUUCCUAUUGGACACGGGAUCACAGGUAGACUGCAUCCACACGGACAUAUACAAGGCUCUGGGAGGAUCACUUCAUCGGCCUCACCACAACCUUCGGCUCAUUAAUGCAAAUGGACAGCCACUCAAAGACCGAGGAGUUUGGAGGACACCACUCAAGUUCGGGAGCAUCACAUCUGUCACGGAUCUCCAUAUCGUUGACAACCUCACCACACCAGGCAUUCUUGGCCAGCCAUGGCAGCACCGUAACCAGAUGUGGUUCCGCCAUUCCGCUGAUGGAGUCAUGAUUGGAGUUCGAUCCCAGGAUGGCCGGAAGACAUACUAA